This is a messenger RNA of Aspergillus heteromorphus CBS 117.55, 330 nucleotides long. RefSeq lists its product as uncharacterized. The record is from RefSeq and is a predicted model, not a curated record. NCBI's taxonomy places the organism in Eukaryota, Fungi, Ascomycota, Eurotiomycetes, Eurotiales, Aspergillaceae. The transcript has a single exon. Bases 68 to 307 code for a protein of 79 amino acids.
CACGGCCCAUCAAGUUCACGUUUUCAAAGUCGAAUCCCGACCUGGUGGCCACUCCUAUACCUAUACAAUGAACCACGAUGGUCUAUCAACAGGAGUGGACCUUGGAUUUAUCAGCUUCAACACAGUCACCUAUUUGAUCCAAAACAUUCGAGGGAUAUCGCACUACGGAGCCUGGACGGGGUUCGGACUGCAUGAGGACGGGUUCACAUCGUGGCGGCCAGCGCAUUUGAGACAAGCUAACCCUAUCUUAAGUACCGUAGUCAUUCCAGAGUCCAACCAGGGUAUACACCCAAGUUGUCAGUCGUAGCAUACAUACAAGGCUGAGAUCAC